AUGAGUUAAAAUGAGUUUAAUUAAGAAUUAGUUAGGAAAUCUAUUGAGAAUUAAACUCUAAAUUUGUGCACUAAUAUUUUUCAUUAACUUGGUAGAAUUCAUAAUCUUAAAAUACAAAAUCAAUAAUAAUUUGCAUAAUAGAUUAUUCAAGGUUACAAAUUGUUUAGAUUAACAAAUAAUAGGGAACAAAACAACAGUAUUAAGGGGUCUUAUAAAUGUAUAGAUCAAAAAAAGAAAUCAAUAUAAAAGUUUUAUAUAUAUUAGAAAUAAUUAUUAGUGAAAAAUUUAAACUACCUUAAAUAAUCUAGUAAGGCAAAUGAUGUUAAAAAAGUUAUAUUAAAAUAUUCAAAUGAAGAUCAUAUUCAUUUGAUUUUGUAGUUAAUGAACUAAAACUAAAAUAAUGCUAAUAAUUUUAACAAUAAAGGUAAAAAACCAAAUAGUGAUUUUCAAAUUCUUGGAUCUGGUGAUUUCUAUAAUGAUAGUGAUUGUUAAAAUUCUGAAUAUUACAUUAAGAAAGGUAAAAUUAAGAAAUUUGUCUAAGAUAAUUCUUUAUACAAAAUGAAUAGAUUCAGGGAAGAAUUGUAGGAUUAUGAUUCAGCUAUUCAGAAAAACCCAGAAAAUGCUGACUUAUAUUUUGGCAAAGGUAAAAAUUAAUGAUGUAUGAUUUUUAAGCUAUUGCCUUAUUCAAUAUGAAUAGAUUUGUAGAAGCAUUGGAGUAUUAUGAUUCAGCUAUUCAGAAAAACCCAGAAAAUGCAGAUUAUUAUAAAUGCAAAGGUAUAAAUUAAGGAUGUAUAUUUUCUUAGCGAUUGCUUUAUUCAAAAUGAAUAGAUUUGUAGAAGCAUUGGAGUAUUUUAAUUCAGCUAUUCAGAAAAACCCAGAAAAUGCAGAUUAUUAUAAAUGCAAAGGUAUAAAUUAAUGAUGGAGAUUUUCUAAGCGAUUGCCUUACGUUCAAUUAAUAGAUUUGUAGAAGCAUUGAUAUAUUUUGAUUCAGCUAUUCAGAAAAACCCAGAAAAUGCAGAUUAUUAUAAAGGCAAAGGUAUAAAUUAUUGAUAUAUAUUUCCUAGCGAUUGCCUUACGUUCUAUUAAUAGAUUUGAAGAAGCAUUGUAAUAUUAUGAUUUAGCUAUUCAGAUAAACCCAGAAAAUGCUGAUUAUUAUAAUGGCAAAGGUAUAAAUUAAUGAUAUAUAUAUUCUAAGCGAUUACCUUAUUCAAAAUGAAUAGGUAUGAAGAAGCAUUAAUGUAUUAUGAUUCAGCUAUUCAGAAAAACCCAGAAAAUGCUGAUUAUUAUAAUGGCAAAGGUAUAAAUUAAUGAUAUAUAUUUCUUAGCGAUUGCCUUACGUUCUAUUAAUAGAUUUGAAGAAGCAUUGAUAUAUUUUGAUUCAGCUAUUCAGAAAAACCCAGAAAAUGCGGAAUAUUAUAAUGGCAAAGGUUUAAACGAAUGAUGUAUAUUUACUUAGGAAUUUCCUUAUUACAAAUAAAUAGGUUUGAAGAAGCAUUGCAGUAUUAUGAUUCAGCUAUUCAGUAAAAUCCAGAAGAAGCAGACUAUUAUAAUUACAAAGGUAUAAAUUAAUGAUGUAUGUUUUUUAGCGAUUACCUUAGAAAAAAUGAAUAGAUUUGAAGAAGCAUUAGAGUAUUAUGAUUCAGCUAUUCAGAAAAACCCCGAAAAUGCUGAGUAUUUUAAUUGUAAAGGUAUAAAAUAAAAAUUGAUAUUUUCUUAGCGAUUGCCUUAUUCAAAAUGAAUAGAUUUGAAGAAGCAUUGGAGUAUUAUGAUUCAGCUAUUCAGAAAAACUCAGAAAAUGCUGAUUAUUAUAAUGGCAAAGGUAUAAAUUAAUGAUAUAUAUUUCUUAGCGAUUGCUUUACGUUCAAUUAAUAGAUUUGAAGAAGCAUUGAUAUAUUUUGAUUCAGCUAUUCAGAAAAACCCAGAAAAUGCGGAAUAUUAUAAUGGCAAAGGUUUAAACGAAUGAUGUAUAUUUACUUAGGAAUUUCCUUAUUACAAAUAAAUAGGUUUGAAGAAGCAUUGCAGUAUUAUGAUUCAGCUAUUCAGUAAAAUCCAGAAGAAGCAGACUAUUAUAAUUACAAAGGUAUAAAUUAAUGAUGUAUGUUUUUUAGCGAUUACCUUAGAAAAAAUGAAUAGAUUUGAAGAAGCAUUAGAGUAUUAUGAUUCAGCUAUUCAGAAAAACCCCGAAAAUGCUGAGUAUUUUAAUUGUAAAGGUAUAAAAUAAAAAUUGAUAUUUUCUUAGCGAUUGCCUUAUUCAAAAUGAAUAGAUUUGAAGAAGCAUUGGAGUAUUAUGAUUCAGCUAUUCAGAAAAACUCAGAAAAUGCUGAUUAUUAUAAUGGCAAAGGUAUAAAUUAAUGAUACAUAUUUCUUAGCGAUUGCUUUACGUUCAAUUAAUAGAUUUGAAGAAGCAUUGGAGUAUUAUGAUUCAGCUAUUCAGAAAAACUCAGAAAAUGCUGAUUAUUAUAAUGGCAAAGGUAUAAAUUAAUGAUAUAUAUUUCUUAGCGAUUGCUUUACGUUCAAUUAAUAGAUUUGAAGAAGCUUUAGAGUAUUAUGAUUCAGCUAUUCAGAAAAACUCAGAAAAUGCUGACUUUUAUUAUGGCAAAGGUAUAAUUAAAAAAUGUUUAUUUUCUAAGCCAAUUUAUUAUAAAAAAUGAAUAGAUUUGAAGAAGCAUUAGAGUAUUAUGAUUCAGCUAUUCAGAAAAACCCAGAAAAGGAUGACUUUUAUUAUGGCAAAGGUAUAAAUAAAAAAUGUUUAUUUUCUAAGCCAAUUUAUUAUAAAAAAUGAAUAGAUUUGAAGAAGCAUUAGAGUAUUAUGAUUCAGCUAUUCAGAAAAACUCAGAAAUUGCAGAGUAUUAUAAAUGCAAAGGUAUAAAUUAAUGAUAUAUAUUUCUUAGCGAUUGCCUUACGUUCAAUUAAUAGAUUUGAAGAAGCAUUGUAUUAUCAUGAUACAGCUAUUAAAUAAAACCCAGAAGAUGCAGAUUAUUAUUAUUGCAAAGGUAUAAAUUAAUGAUAUAUAUUUUCUUAGCUAUUGCCUUAGCAAAGAUGAAUAGAUUUGAAGAAGCAUUAGAGUAUUAUGAUUCAGCUAUCCAGAAAAACCCAGAAGAUGCAGAUUGUUAUUAUAGCAAAGGUAUAAGUUAAUGAUAUCCUGUUUUUUAGCGAUUGCCAUAUGCAAAAUGAAUAGAUUUGAAGAAGCUUUAGAGUAUUUUGAUUCAGCUAUUCAGAAAAACCCAGAAAAUGCUGAUUAUUAUAAUGGCAAAGGUAUAAAUCAAUGAUAUAUAUUUCUUAGCGAUUGCCUUACGUUCAAUUAAUAGAUUUGAAGAAGCUUUAGAGUAUUAUGAUUCAGCUAUUCAGAAAAACCCAGAAAAAGCAAAUUAUUAUCAUGGCAAAGGUAUAAAUUUAUGAUAUAUAUUUCUUAGCGAUUGCCUUACGUUCAAUUAAUAGAUUUGAUGCAGCAUUGGAGAAUAAUGACUUUGCUAUUCAGAAAAACACAGAAAAUGCAGAUUAUUAUAAAUGCAAAGGUAAAGGAUGUAAAUUUUUUUAGCGAUUGCCUUAACAUAGAUGAAUAGAUUUGAAGAAGCAUUAGUGUAUUAUGAUUCAGCCAUUCACAGCAACCCAAAUAAUGCUGACUUAUAUUAUGGUAAAGGUAGAAAUUAAUAAUAUAUGUUUAGCGACUGCUUUAUAUCUAUUGAAUAGAUUUGAAGAAGCCUUGGUGUAUUUUGAUUCAGCUAUUCAGAAAAACCCAGAAAAUGCAGACUUUUAUUAUGGCAAAGGUAAAAAUUAAUGAUUUAUAUUUCCUUAGGGAUUUUACUAUAUGUUUUGAAUAGAUUUGAAGAAGCCUUAGUGUAUUUUGAUUCAGCUAUUCAGAAAAACCCAGAAAAUGCUAGUUAUUAAAAUGGCAAAGGUACAAAAUAAUGAUGAAUAUUUUCUUAGUUAUUGCCUUAUAAAAGAUAAAUAGAUUUGAAAAAGCAUAAAAAAUUUUUGAUUUAGAUAUUCAAAAAAACACAAAAAAUUAAGAAUAUUUGAAUAGUAAAGGUACAUUUAACAAUUUUACACCUCUAGUUACAACUGAAACAACAUUUUGUGAAAUCCAAUAACAAUAAUUAUUUCAAGUUUCCAAUUAUGAAUCUAUAGGACCGAAUAAUGAUGGUAGUAUUUGA
Paramecium pentaurelia is the source of this 4154-nucleotide messenger RNA. NCBI's taxonomy places the organism in Eukaryota, Ciliophora, Oligohymenophorea, Peniculida, Parameciidae. The record is from the annotation of a GenBank genome assembly.